This is a messenger RNA of Columba livia (rock pigeon), 2620 nucleotides long. It is a transcript of the gene THY1, whose product is annotated as Thy-1 cell surface antigen. Lineage: Eukaryota; Metazoa; Chordata; Aves; Columbiformes; Columbidae. The transcript is spliced from 4 exons. Gene Ontology annotation, biological process: positive regulation of focal adhesion assembly; cell-cell adhesion; integrin-mediated signaling pathway. Gene Ontology annotation, molecular function: integrin binding; GTPase activator activity. The record is from RefSeq and is a predicted model, not a curated record. The coding region runs from base 208 to 693 and encodes 161 amino acids. Gene Ontology annotation, cellular component: dendrite; membrane raft; myelin sheath.
GGCCCUUCCCAAACUGCGGGAGCGCCGCACCGCCCACAGCCCCGCCGGGCAGCAGCGCCGUGCAGCAGCGGGCAGCGCUGCGGGCAGCACCGCGGGCAGCACCGGACAGCGCCGGCAGCCCCGCGGGCGGCAGAGCGGGCAGCACCGGACAGCGCCCAGCAGGCUCCCCUCUCAGUGACGGCCACCGUUGGGCACCUCAGCAGAGAGAUGAACCCCACCAUCGGCAUCGCUGUCAUCCUGACAGUCCUCCAGGCUGCCAAUUGCCAGAUGAUCAAGGACCUGAGUGCCUGCCUGCUGGGCCAGAGCCUCCGGGUGGAUUGCCGUUAUGAGAACAAAACCAGCAACCCCCUGACCUACGAGUUCAGCAUCACCAAGGACAACAGGAAGCAUGUCAUCCACAGCACCAUCAGUGUGUCCGAGAACAUCUACCGGAGCCGAGCCAACGUCACCAUGCACAAGAACCUGGUGUGCCUCUACCUGCAGAGCUUCACCACCAGCGAUGAGGGUGUCUACAUGUGCGAGCUGAAGGCCACCAACGACUACACUGGCAACCAGAUAAAGAACAUCACUGUCAUCAAAGACAAACUGGAGAAAUGCGCCGGCUUCAGCCUCUUGAUCCAGAACACUUCAUGGCUCCUGCUGCUUCUUCUUUCCCUGCCUCUCCUGCAAGCCGUAGACUUCGUGUCCCUGUGAAAGGAAAAGCACACAAACACACGCGCACGCACACACGCACACACCGAGUACCCCAGCAAACUCACCUCCCCGCCAGAACGCAGCCCCGGGAAAGAGAAGCUGAACCGUUCGAAACAAGUGAAACCUCUCUCCGUGUUAUCUCUAUAUAGCCGUAUAUCUAAUGCUAACCACCAUCCUGUGCUGAGACCUGCCAUCACACGCACACGUGCCCUGCUCUGAAGCAUGGUGGCUUUGCUAGGCAGUGUUGCUUCUCCCAUCGCGCCUCCCUGCUCGGUAGGCUGGCUGGUUUGCUCGUGCUGGGAGCACUGAAGCCUCAGCCCCACACAGCCCGCUUCUCCCAUCCCUUUAACUUUUGGGGUUUGCCUUUUCUCAACUGGGGAAAAACAGCUGGACUGGCAGGUAAGAGAGAGGUGAUGCAAGAGCGUGCAGAGGUGCGGUGUGCCCACAGCCCGUGGAGCAGGUGAGGCUGCUGGUGUCCCCAACCUGCCCUGCCUACUAGUCGGGUGACAAACUGAUUUCUCAGCCUGCUCCUCUCACCCUGAGUCACCCCAAGAUGCCAUGACUGGGAGGGAGCAUGAGGCAAGUCCUGUCUCAGAGCAAGCAAGGAAGACAGAGGGAGCAAGGGAAGCAUGGGAUGAUGCUGGGCCUGGCCAGGAUAGGAAGAGAGAGGGGAUCAGGUCUGGGAGACACCCAUCAAAUGCCCCUGCCUCCUUAGGGCUCUUCAGGGGCCCUGGGAGGGGGCUCACUGCAAAUGUUUUUCCUUAUCGGUUUUUCACAGCUCAGCUGGAAAUGAAGCCUUCUCCAGACAUCAGCUGGUACCUUUGGGCUGCUCAAGCCCAAGACACCACUUGCUCUCCCUGGACACCAGCCCUUAGCUGUGAUGAGAGAAUUGCUGCCAGCAGCCACUUGAGUGGAGGCAAGCAGAGCCUCUCUGAGCUAGCCACAGCCCUGCCUUUGCCCCUGUUCCCUCCCCGAGGCCCCUGGAGCAGGAUCCAGGCAUGCUGGUGGGGAGGAGCAUGACCCCAAGGUCUCUGCAGGCACCCCUCUGCACCGUCACCCUGUUUUCCCCAAGGUAACAUCUAGGGGCUCUGACCCUUCCUCAUGGCACACGUCCCAGUGCCUGGCCCUGGGUAGGCUCAGCAGCCUUCUGCCAGCACAGUCUUCCUCCAGUCCCACCAUGCUGCUGGGAGGAGCCCGUGUGCCCCCUCCCUUCUCCUUUUCAGCAUUUCCCUGUCUCCAUUUGAGAGCAGAAAAGGGCCUAAUGCCAGCCCAGCUAUUGGCCACCCAGGACAUUCCCAGGGGUCAGCGAGAGCGGGGAGACGGAUGCCAAGCACAACCCACCUCUGCCAGCCCAAGCCUGCCCGAUGGCCCAUGGAACCCUGAGGAGCCAGUAGGCUGCUGCAUCCCCAAAACCUGGCAGCUCCUGGGCAAGGAACAGCCCAGCCAGCUCUGGGGAGAGAGACCAGCGGGCCACUGCUCCUGCGCGGGUGGGCACGGUGGCAGGGGAAGGUGCAGGCAGGACCAUCGGGUCCAUGGGGUGAACCGCAGUCCCGCUGAGCAGCCUGGGCUGUGCCACCAUGGCUGAGAGCAAUUCACAGCAACUGCUCCCCACUCCUCGCUCUUCUCCAGACACCACGAGGUGCCUCCUAACCCCAUGCCCAUCCCUGCCUGCUCGCUUGCUGUCUAGUGCUGCUGAGGCCGUGUAGAGCUGAGGUCUGGCUGCGUCCAGCUCCCUGGGCUUGCUGGUGAGCGCCGGGGCAGGCGCGGAGCCCAGCCAGCACAGCACGGAUGCGUCUCGAGUCUCAUUUUUUUUUGUGAACAUUUGUAGUUGUUUCCACAGCUUGUUGUAAAAGAAAUUCUGUUAAAGGGAGGGGGGGGAAAAAAGAACCCUGUGAAAGGCAACAACAAAAAAAAAACCUAUCCUCCA